GCAAUCGAAUGGCAGCACACAGCCACACUCACAUUGCAUUCCUUCAGUUCAGUUGUGUGCUCUGACUGAGUGAGAUGGCGAGCGUGAAGGUUUUCGGGUCACCCACCUCGGCGGAGGUCGCCCGCGUGCUCAUGUGCCUGUUCGAGAAGGAGGUGGAGUUCCAGCUGAUCCGCGUCGACGCCUACCGCGGCACCAAGCGCAUGCCCCAGUACCUCAAGCUGCAGCCGCACGGCGAGGCGCUCACCUUCGAGGACGAGAGCCUCACCCUCUCCGAUUCCAGGGGGAUCCUGCGCCACAUCUCGUACAAGUACGCGAAGCAGGGCAACCCGGACCUGAUCGGCACGGGCGCUCUGGAGCGCGCGUCCAUCGAGCAGUGGCUGCAGACGGAGGCGCAGAGCUUCGACUCGCCCAGCGCCGAGAUGGUCUACAGCCUCGCCAUCCUGCCGCCCACCCUGCCCAGGCAGCAGAACGACAACAACGGCACCGGCAGCGGGUUCAACGCCAGGGACGUGGCCGUGGGCAGCAACGCCGACGCGUCCAGCGGCAAGCGCGGUGUGGCCGGAUCAGAGCAGCCGGCGGCGAGCCAGAACCAGCUGAGCCCGCAGAAGGAGGAGGAGAUGCUGAAGCUGUUCGGGCAGAGGAAGAAGGACCUGGAGAAGCUGCUGGACAUCUACGAGCAGCGGCUGGAGGAGGCCAGGUUCCUGGCCGGCGACAACUUCACCAUCGCCGACCUGUCGCACCUGCCCAACGCCGACCGCCUCGUCUCCGACCCGCGCUCCCGCCGCCUGUUCGAGUCCCGCAAGAACGUCAGCAGGUGGUGGCAUGACGUCUCCAACCGCGAAACCUGGAAGUACGUCAAGAGCCUGCAGCGCCCGCCGUCCACGUCCACCGACGCCAGCGCCAUGAACGCCCAGGGCCAGCAGCAGCACCUGCCGGGAUCCACCGACGGCCACGGCGUGAAGAACGAGCGGCACUUCUAGUUCUAGCAGCUGCCGUCCCUUCCCGCCGAAUGAAUGAACUACCUGCGCCGCCGCCGUCCAUCGACAAGGUUCCUACAGCUGUUCGUGUCGCUAAUUUCAUACGUCGUACGUGUCUGCUGUUUUUCAAGUUCCCCGGGUGUGUGCAGGGGCCUAUGAGUCCGUUCCGCCUUUUGCUGAUUCACUACAGCAUGUGUUUUUGUUCGUCGUGUAAUAAGAUGUAAGCCCCACCCCCUUUUGAAUGAAAUUCAGAUUUCAGUGUCGUGUGAAAUGUA
Molecule: messenger RNA, 1252 nt
Organism: Sorghum bicolor (sorghum)
Lineage: Eukaryota; Viridiplantae; Streptophyta; Magnoliopsida; Poales; Poaceae
Product: glutathione S-transferase F11
Exons: 2
Coding region: 75-980 (301 amino acids)
Cellular component (GO): cytoplasm
Molecular function (GO): glutathione binding; glutathione transferase activity
Source: RefSeq, a predicted model, not a curated record